Molecule: messenger RNA, 12617 nt
Organism: Ciona intestinalis (vase tunicate)
Lineage: Eukaryota; Metazoa; Chordata; Ascidiacea; Phlebobranchia; Cionidae
Source: RefSeq, a predicted model, not a curated record
CGCCUUUCAUUCUCUUCAAGAUGUUUAAAAGUCGGACGCAGAAAUCAGAAAAAUGAUUUUAAACCACAGGUCUAUGGCUUCGUUCAAAAUGAUGUUGCUUGUCUUUUUUCUGUCUCUGUCCUCGGCUAUUCAGUCGCCGCCGAUGGAAUCGUCAGGGAAUGAAAGGACAACAAUUCAACCGAGUGUGAAUGCUACAACUGUAUAUGAGACGACAACUUUCGUUGAGUUUAGCGAAACUACUUCGUCCUUUAUGGAUUAUUCCGGAGAAGAGGAUAAUGUAAAUGCUACUACAGACGGCCCGGUAACUGUGACCGGAAAUGAGGUCACUACAAAAUCUUUAUUCGACUUCUCGGGUGAUGGGGAAAUGAACACAACAGUUCCUAUAACGCAGAAUAUUACGACCACAGCUACACCACAAACUAAUACAACGUUUCUAAUGACAGAAGUUAGUCAGACUACGGUCGUACAAAAUGUUACAACGACAGUUUCUAACGUAGUUAACGGUAUUACGGGUACUGUAGGCGGAGUUGGUAAUACAACAGCCGACAUAGGACCUGCUAUUGCAACCACAGCAGCCCCACAAACUAAUACAACUCUAACAACGACAGGAGUUAACCAAACCACCUCUCAGUUUGAAGAAACGACAUCACCUCAAAAUGCAACGAAUACAUUUACAAGUUUUUCACCGACAACAAAUGAACCGACUGCGACGUCCAUAAUUAUGGAGUUUUCUGGCGACGACACGACCGCCAUUACACCGAACGUCACAACAACGACCGCUCCCCCCAUAGAAGGCACUACAAGUGUUUUUAUAAGUGAAAACAACACAACGGCAAACAUAGCACCGGUAGUUGUAACCACACCGCAAGCAAAUACGACUUCGUUAGCGACAACCGCAACUGAUUCCGCUCAAACUAACGACCCCGCUGUUGCAACAACGAUCACAAAUCAAGUUAACGAAACCACGGACCCACUCAGUACAGGAAACAACCCAACAACAAGUAUGUCGCCAGUAAUUCCUACAACACCUGUUACCCAAGUAAAUACAACUUUGCAAACGACGAAUGCGACAGAAGCAGGCCCAACUACCCCUCAGUUGAACAUAGCAACGAACCCUUCUACAAGUUUUACCCCCACAACAUAUCAAGCAACCGCUACUUCAAUGUUUAUGGAGUUUUCCGGCGACGGGGCGACUACGAUUGAAGUCAACACCACAGUUGAGGUUUUGCCACCAAUUUCGACAACUGAAGAAACAGCAUUGGAAUUAAACGGCACAGGCACAACUCAGGUGACAACUGUUGAUACCGCUUCGACCACUGCUGGACCACUCUCCACAACAUUUGGUCCACCCAAUGCAACCGCUGGUACGGCAACUGCUAGUACAACUACUGGUACAACUGAAACCCGUAGUACUGUUGGUCCCACUGCAACCGCUACAACAGACGGUCCCACUGCAGCCGCUACAACAGACGGUCCCACUGCAACCGCUACAACAGGCGGCCCCACUGCAGCCGCUACAACAGGCGGCCCCACUGCAGCCGCUACAACAGGCGGCCCCACUGCAGCCGCUACAACAGACGGUCCCACUGCAACCGCUACAACAGACGGUUCCACUCCAACCGCUACAACAGACGGUCCCUCUGCAACCGCUACAACAGACGGCCCCACUCCAACAGACGGUCCCUCUGCAACCGCUACAACAGACGGCCCCACUCCAACCGCUACAACAGACGGUCCCACUACGUUCACUCCAGCAACUACAACCGAUGGUACAACAACUGAAACACCAACAACAACCGCCGGGGGUGUCAAUGAAUGUACAACUGGUACGCACAACUGCCAUGCAAAUGCAACCUGUAUGAACACACCGGACAGUUUUACAUGUGCUUGCAAGAGUGGAUACAGUGGUGAUGGUGUAAAUAACUGUGUAGAUAACGAUGAGUGCACAACUGGAGCACAAAGCUGUGAUACAAACGCUAAUUGCACCAACACAGAUGGAAGUUUUACAUGCACUUGCAGCACUGGCUAUACUGGGAAUGGGUUUAUGUGUCAAAAUGAGGAUGAAUGUACUUCUGGAUCGCAUAAUUGCGACACAAACGCUGCUUGCAACGACACAAUUGGUUCGUUUACUUGCAGCUGUAAUCAAGGCUACUACGGCAGUGGUACUUCUUGUACAGCUUGUGCCGAACUGAGUGUGGUGGCCGAAGAAAUUGGACGAGAUAGAAUUACAUUAGCGAUUACCUACACCCAAAUUCAAUCGGGGACAACUUUCACUGUCUUCGUGAAUGGCGAGCAAUGGCAAGUAGCUUCCGAAAGAACUUCAAUCAAUCCAAGAAUUGACGGUCUACAACCUGCUACCCAGUAUUCCAUCCAAAUACGAAGUGACGAUCUAUGCCUCGCAACGGCAACUGUUACCACAACGACAGUUGGCGUUUGUACACGUCAAUGUACGAACGGAAAAUGCGUGUUCGACCCGGUCACUCAACAACAAACAUGCCAAUGCAAUAUUGGGUCCGCCAAGUCGACUCCCAUGUCACUUAUUUGUGUCGUGGGUCGACCUUGCGACACGAAUUCAACCUUGUGCAGCAAUGUACCAAACUCCCGAUGUGUGAAUACGCCAACUGGGAGCUUCGAAUGCGAAUGCGACACAGGCUACACCAAGGUCAACAAUCUAUGCCAAUUGAACAAUCCAUGCACGACCACCUCUUGCGUGAACGGCAACUGCACCUCCAACAAUGGCAUCACAACUUCAUGUUUAUGCCCUCCCAACUUUUCUGGGCGAUUAUGUGAGUUCUGUUUAUCAGAAUGUCUCAUCAGGAAUCCUUGCCAGAAUGGUGGCCAGUGCGUACAGAACGGCUGUCCCGGGUUCACCUGCAACUGUGCUGCAGGAUUUAAUGGAACAAUAUGCGAUCUUGAUAUUGACGAGUGCGUGAACAACCCGUGUGCAAGUAACGCCAGUUGUAGCAAUACAUUUGGCAGCUAUACUUGUGCAUGUAAUACAGGGUACAGAGGUGAUGGUAACGUUAGAUGUUAUGAAAUAAUCCUCCUGCCGUUCGGAACUGAAAAUGGUGACAAUCUACUCCCUAUAGGGGAUGAUGUGGCGUCGCCUCCAACACGGUUGGAUUACGGGAUUCCUUUUGGUUUAAAGUCCUACUUCCAAAUACGUGUGACUUCAAACGGGCUGAUAUACCUGGGAAGCAGCUAUUACUACAGUCAGUAUCUCUACCGACCAUUCAGAAAUUUUGGGACUGAAGCAUCUCGUAGACGCCUUGCACUGAUUGCGCCUUUCUGGGACGAUUUUGACCCAGAUGAGCAAAACGCAGGACGUGUUUACUAUCAGGCGUACGACAAAGUUGGGUUCUCACUUAAUGCUGCAGGUGAAGCGAUCAUGCAAGAAGUUAAGAAGAGAAUUGAUGCAAAGUACAGCAUUGAUUUUAACCCAAUAUUUGUGUACAAAGCAACUUGGAGUAAUGUUGUGAUGUAUCCUGAGCGUUUCCCUGGUUUCAGAGAUUUUCCAAGUACAUUUCAAGCUGUGGUAGCUACAGAUGGCUGCGACACAUACGUGAUAUAUCUCUACAAGGAAGAUGCAAUGUUAUGGGAUACCAUGAGAAGAUCAAACAAUAAUGGGUUGAUAGGCUACACAAAUGGAGCAGAUCUUACUGUUGUUGAAAAUCAAUCUUUUUACCGACCAGACCAAGUUAUACAACAACGAGGUAAUACAGCUGGAGCAAAUAAAGGACAAUACUUUUACCAUCUUACUCAAAGUAAAACAUCCACACAAAACUCACGAUGCAGUUGCGUUAAUUGGUACCUCAAAGACAUUGAAACUCCAUAUUCUCCCCUUUCUACAACAUGUCCCUGCACUAACUUCCAAGCAAGACGUGAUCCAAGAUACGUACGUUCAAUUGACUUUUGGAUGAACAUUAUCAACAACUUUGGGUUAUCAAGGUUUUAUUCAUCAGCAAGUACACAAGAAUGGAACUUAGACAGAGCCCAAGAUGGAGAUUGUUACCAGGCAAGAUGGAAUCAGGGACCCAGAUGUUGCUACAGAAGAACCAGAAGAUUUUUCUCUCCCUGGAGGAGUGUGUUUCGUGGUGGCCUUGUAAGAGGAGCGUUCUGGAGUAGACAGGAAAGAUCCCAGAUUCCAUGGUACUCCAUAUACUUCAAUCAACAAUCAUUUGACCAGCAGUAUAACCUUGCGCUUGCAAAUGAUCUGGUACCACGUCGACAAUGUUGUGCUGAAAGUGGUUCACGUGGAUAUUGUAGACUUUAUCGAAGACAGAGACCGGCUCCAUCAUGCAGAUUCUACAGACCUCCAUUCUUUGGUUGGUUGUUUGGUGAUCCUCACGUAACUACAACCGAUGGAGCAACUUAUACUUUCAAUGGAUUGGGUGAAUACUACAUGGUGUACGCACCGGAACUAUUCACAUUCCAAUGUAGAACUGAGAAGGCAACCAAAGCUGAUGGAAGCAGAAGCGCCGCAACUGUGUUCUCUUCGUUUGCAGCUAAAGACAAUGCAUCACCAUCUGGUGUGGUUCAAUUUGACGUUGACCGUUCAGUUACUAAUGGUACAGGGGUGUUAGUAAAAGUGGACGGGAUUGAUGUAACAGCAAAUAUAUCAGAAACCAUUGACAUACAAGUAAGCAACAUCACAUUAUCAAGGGCUGGCUUCACUUAUACAGCAAACUUUCCCAAUUCAAGUCAAAUUACCGUCUCAUCUGCACAAUUUGUCCUCACCUUGGAGUUUAGUGGAUCAUCAGUUCUACAAGGAGUUUCAACUGGUUUGUUAGGUGCAUGGAAUGGAGAUGUAACCGAUGACUUUCAAUUCCGUAAUGGAUCCACUCUGGAUUACACAAGUUUGCAACCAACUACAAAUCUCGAUAUUUUAAACGGAACUUUGUUAGAAUCUAAAAUUUUCCCUUUUGGGGAAUCAUGGAAAAUAUCAGAAAUGGAAAGUUUGUUCACAUACACUGGUGGUAAUGAUACAUUCCAAUCCCACAACCCCACCAACACCAUCACCCCACCUUUUCUGGAAGAUCUUGUGGAAUCACAACGCAACACAACCCGUUUUCAAGGGAUUGUCGCAAACUGUACAAAAGAUUCAACAUUAUCAACAACUUGUUUGUUUGAUGUGUUGGCCACCAAUAGAAGCGACAUUGGCCAAUCUACUUUAACAGAUUCCAGUUCAUCUGAAAGUAUAGCGGCAAUUGAUGCUAACACUGCCCCAAACAUAUCAAUUGCUGAUGCUUUCAACUUUGUGGAUGAUUUCUUCCAAGUUCGUAUCAAUGAAACAUCAACAUUACAAGUGAAUGGAGUUGAUGCUGAGAACAACAUCAUUACUUACUCAAUAUCAAACAUUACCAACAUUGAUGGAGUUAGUAUAGAUGCAGCAUCUGGUUUAAUAAGUUGGACUCCAUCUGCUGCAAACAUUCAAACCGAUGUCACAAACCUAACUUUGGUUAUAUCUGCCACCGAUACGCUGGGUGAAGAGACCAUACUCACUGUUAAUGUAAAGUUGUGUGUGUGUCAGAACAACGGGACUUGUACCUUUAAUGAGUCAAUCAUCAGUGGUGACAACUAUAUUAUUGUUGGUUGUAAUUGCACAGAAGCUUACGUUGGUGAUGAUUGCAGUGAAGAUAGGAAUGGAUGUGAAUUAUCAGCUUGUUAUACUGGUGUUAACUGCACAGAUAACCCUGCACCAAUGGUGGGACAAACAUGCGGUGAUUGCCCUGCAGGGACUACAGGUGAUGGAAGAAACUGUUCAAAUAUUGAUCUCUGUUUAUCCAACCCAUGCUCACAAAUCUGCACUUCAUUGUUCAAUAAUUUCACCUGUUCGUGCAACUCUGGCUAUGAAGUAAACUCUAUGAAUACUUCACUAUGCGAUGAUAUUGAUGAAUGUAUGGUGUCUUCUACAUGUGCAAAUAUAAUCAACACAAACUGCAACAAUACAGUUGGAAGUUUCAUAUGUCAAUGCAAUACUGGUUAUACAAUGGGAAGCAAUGCAUCAUGUGUUGAUUUUAACGAAUGCUCGUCAAACACACAUACUUGUGAUAACAUUACAACGGAAUGCGUCAACGUACAUGGCAGUUUUCAAUGCUCGUGUAGGGAGGGAUAUGAAAGGACAAAUAACUUAACUCAAUCACCUUGUACUAAUGUGAAUGAAUGUAUGUUAGGAACGCACAACUGUAAUAAUAGGACGGAGGUAUGUCAGGAUACAGAUGGAUCUUUCCAGUGUAAUUGUGGCCCUGGAUACACCAAUGUGAAUGGGACAUGCCAAGAUAUCCUUGAAUGUUCAAACUCAACUUUAAACAACUGUGACCAACAAAGCAAUAGGUCAAUGUGUGUGGAACUUGAAGGAAGUUUUCGAUGCGUUUGUUUAAGUGGAUACACUGGAAACGGGACGGUAUGUACCGAUGUGGAUGAGUGCGAAGGUAAUUCAACACUAUGUCCUGAUGCUGUGUGCACCAAUGCGGUUGGAACGUAUAGCUGUGAUUGCAAAGCUGGGUUUGUGCUUAUGAAUUCUACUUGUACAAACAUAGAUGAGUGCUUGGAUCCAAUGCUACACAACUGCACAGCUAAUGCAACCUGCGUUGAUAACCCUGGAAGUUUUACAUGUGCCUGCAAUACUGGGUUUACUGGCGAUGGUGUAACAUGCACAGAUAUUAAUGAAUGUACAUUGGGUACACACAACUGCCAUACAAAUGCUACUUGUACCAACACAAAUGGAAGUUUUACAUGUUCUUGCAAUUCUGGGUUUACUGGUGAUGGUGUAUCGUGCACAGAUAUUGAUGAAUGCACAACAGGCACCCACAGCUGCCAUGCCAAUGCCACAUGUAUCAGCACAGGUGGAACUACAAGUUGUAUUUGCAAGACUGGGUUUACUGGUGAUGGUGUAACAUGCACAGAUAUUGAUGAAUGUACAACGAACGCGCAAAGCUGUCAUGCAAGUGCUAAUUGUGCCAACACAGAUGGAAGUUUUACAUGUGCCUGCAAUACUGGUUAUACUGGUGAUGGUUUAAACUGCGCAGAUAUUGAUGAAUGCUCAUUGGGUACACACAACUGCCAUGCAAAUGCUAAUUGUACCAACACAAUUGGAAGUUUUACUUGUGCUUGCAAAACUGGGUUUACUGGUGAUGGUUUAAACUGCACAGACAUUGAUGAAUGCACAACUGGAGCACAAAACUGUGAUACAAAUGCUACUUGCACCAACACAGUUGGAAGUUUUACUUGUGCUUGCAACUCACAGACCAUUGGAGAUGGAUUGACAUGCACAGUGCCAACUCUUUUCUCACCCAUAGUAAUUGACAAGUCAAUACAAUGCAUUACUAUCAUUAUAGACAGAAGUGCAUCCUACAGUUUGUACCAGAUUCAAGUACUUCGUGGAUCAAGUUUAGUACAAACCAUAGACACAUCUGAUGUUGCCUACACUCUUUGUAACUUACAACCUAACACACAAUAUACAUUCGCAACAAGGGUAUUGACUCCAAAAGGUUCCAACAGAAUGCUAAACACAUCGUUUACUGACAUUACAUCUGCAACCACGGAGCGAGUCGAGAUCACAUUUUCGGUCGUAUUGAGUUUAGAAGUGUUUGAUCCUCUUUUACUGGACCCAACCUCUACAACAUUUACAAGCUUGGCUACUCAAUCAUCGGCCCAACUAAGUAGUCUACUCAGAAACUUUGUCAUCUUUUUUGACUCGAUCAAAAUAUUGGGUUUCAGACAAGGCAGUGUGAUUGCCACAGUAUCAGGGACCACUAACAACACCAAUGCAAACGCAUCAAGCACUGAUAUGUCUUCUGCCCCGCUCAAUGGAACGUUUACCAAUGCCACAACACUUUCUACACCCAAUGGACCAAAUGUGACGGUGACACUAACCCCCACUGCUGUGAUUGUGAGCUAUACCGCUGUUGCGACUGCCACACAAUAUCAAAUCGAAGUUACUUGCCAAAACCAAAGUGCUUUAACAUACACCACCAACAUGACGUCACAAGAAGUUCCAGGAACGAUAGCAAGGCCAAACACUUUAUGUUCCGUUAGAGUACGUGCCCAAGUAGAAACAAACACAACCGUCGCGUUUUCAACUUAUAGCAGCCCAAAGACAUUCACUACUCCCCUUCAAGUAUUGAACCUUACUUUGCUUACACGGACCGUCGCACAAGUCACCAUAAGCUUCAUGUCAGUUGAUCAAGCUGUAGCUUACACUGUAACCACCAACCCAGCAACCAACACAACCACGCUUCCAACCACUGGUAGUGGGAUCAUAAAUGGUGUCGUGCCUGGGUUGAAGCACAACACAACAUAUACAAUUACUGUGGUUGCAACUGCUACAAAUGGAUUAGGAGUUGACAUCAACGCAUCAGCUUCAAUCAUGGUCACCACAGCUGCUCUCAUCAGCCCAACCAACAUAAGGACAUCUUCAGUUAAAUCUUCCCAGUUUGUUGUUACAUGGAACCAGUUGUCUGGGGCAACUGGGUAUUCAGUUACCGUGGUUUCUUCCGCACUAACCACAACCAGGACAACCCCUAAUGCUGCAACAACAACUACAACAGUGUCAGGCUUACAACCUGGUGUUGUGUAUACAAUAACAGUGGUUGCACAAUAUGUGAAUGGUAAAAGUGACCCGAGUGUUGCAAUCACACAAAUAACAGCUCCCGCCACCCCAACUGGUUUGUCAGCCACCAGAGUCACAACAACAACCAUCAGCCUUACAUGGAAUAGUGUACCAACUGCAACAGCAUACAUGGUUACCUACAACGGCCUCCAACAAACAUUCAACAACAACAGUGGAAAUAUAACCAGUCUUACCCCAGGAACAAUAUACACGAUAACCGUGGUAGCGCUUAACAAUGCACUAAGUAGUGAAGCAUCCACUGCAUUGCAACGAAUAACAGCUCCCAGCCAAGUUACAUUCGUGACAACAUCUGUCACUCAAACCACCAUCACUACUGCAUGGAACGAACCACCAGGAGCUGACCACUACAUUGUUACUGUGUCUAAUACUGCAAUCAAUCAGACACUAUCCACACCAAUGGCUUCGUACAACUUCAUGGACGGGAUACGAGCGGGCACCAACUACACACUAUGUGUACGAGCACAAACCACCAGCGCUAAUGGAGGACCUCAGACAAGCGCACAAACGUGCACAACUCUUCAAACCACAACAAGCAAUGCUACAGUACCCAUGGAAAUCUCAACCAAUUCAAGUUCCAUCACUUUUAACUGGACGGCUUCGUUCGGGGCGGUUUAUUAUGAACUUACCGCAACUCUAACAACAGAUACAACUCAAGUUAUGCGAUUCAACUCAACAAUAACAACUCAUACAUUCAAUAACUUGAUGCCGGGUGCUUCCUACUUUAUUGGGGUGACUGCUCAUAAUAACUUUGGAAACACUUUUACUUUUGGUAGAAUUGAAAUACAAACAAAUCCGCUACCACCAACAUUAACUAUUUCUGAGGUCACCAAUUCAUCCAUGCGUGUCACAUGGAGCUCGCAAAGCGGAAGCCUCUUAACAUUGAUUAGUGUGAAGAGGCCUGAUGGCUCUGGUGUUGGUGCAGGGGUUACUAUUGAGAGGAAUGGACAGUUCUUUACUAGUAAUGGAAUAACAACAGCAUUAAUAUCAGGGCUGGCUCAUGGGACGGAGUAUAACGUGACUGUUAAUGUAUUUGGAAGCGCAAAGAAGAGUGAUCCCACCACAGUGAAGCAAAUAACAUUACCAUCCAAGCCAAUGAACAUCAUGCUCACAACACAAACAACAUCAAGCCUUGGUUACAAAUGGGACAACACAACCGGAGCUACUUCAUAUUUCACUGAGAUAAGAAACAGUUCCAACGCAUUUGUAGCUGGAAUGAGCAACCCAUUAACACAGAUCACAUACACUGGGUUAGCAGCGGGGGCAACUUACACAACUACAUUCAUUGCUUUCAAUGAAGCUGGAAACGGAACUGAAGCCACGUUUACAACCAGUACAGUGAUACUCCCUGGAUUCAAUGUAACAGUGACAAGCUUCAAUACAAGUUCAAUUACAAUAUCUUACGCAGCUGCUCCUCAUGCUACUUCAUAUGAUGUGGUUUAUGUGGAAGGUGGAAACAGUAUGAACCUGACCACCCAAUCAACCAACCCCACGAUCCAUGGUUUAUCACCUGGUGUUCAAAUCAACAUUACUGUGUUCGUUAACUACCAAGUAGCUCGCAGCGAUGCUAGUAUCAUGGUAUCACAAUUUACAAAACCAAACCAGCCAACCCUCACAGCGACCGCUAACACUUCCGGCAUAUUCGCCACCCUAACACUUGGUGGCGGUGCUGCAUACACGUUGGUAACGGCAACGGGAUCUUCCGGUGAUGUCAUCAGUGUCAACUUUACCACCAGUGCUGACCACGUCUUCACAAACAUCAUACUUGGCACAACAUAUGUUGUUACAGCUCAAUCUUUCACUGCUGGAGUUUUGGGGAGUGAUGUGACAACUGUAGCUGCGUUAUCUAGUCCUGUAAAGACGUUUACGUUCGAAAUAACUCUAAACACAACAACUGUUGGUGCAUACACAAGUGCUCUUGCAACCAAUACAACAACUGAGUUCAUGAACUUGGCAACCAUGGUUGUGAAUGAACUGAACAUCGCGUUUAGAAACGAUCCUGGGUUUUUUAAAGUGGUGGUCAAUAACUUCUUCCAAGGAAGCAUUGUAGCAAGGUUCACGACAUCGUCCAACAGAACAACCUCAACCAUACAAACUAUGACAUCAUCAUACCAAAACAACUUGCAUUUAUUCAACUCAUCCAUAUUCAUUGGAUUGCCUACAGAUGACCUGAACGCUUGUUUCACCAACACUUGCCCUGCAAACGCAACUUGUAGUGACACACCCACCUCAUUCAACUGUACAUGUGAUACUGGCUUUAUCAAGAAUGGCAGCUUAUGUUCUGAUGUGAAUGAAUGCGAUGGUGCCAACCAAUGCCAUGUAAACGCGAUAUGCAACAAUAACAUUGGAUCCUACACUUGUGCUUGUAAACCUGGGUACUCUGGCAAUGGCACCAACUGCACAGAUAUUGAUGAAUGUGCAUUAAAUACUGACAACUGUGAUACAAAUGCAAACUGUACCAAUACAAUUGGAAGUUUUACUUGUGCUUGCAAUACUGGAUACAGUGGCACUGGUUUAUCAUGCACAGAUAUUGAUGAAUGUACAUUAAAUACAGACAACUGUCAUGCAAAUGCUAAUUGUGCCAACACAAUUGGAAGUUUUACUUGUGCUUGCAAUACUGGGUUUACUGGUGAUGGGACGUUGCAUUGCAAUGUGACUGGAGUCUUUCAAUUGGUUAUGGUUUCAACCUUUGUAUUCACAUCUGAACUACAAGACACAACUAGCAGUGCAUAUACAACUCUGGAGGCCACAGUCAGAACCCAAGUCACCAUAAAGAGUAGAAUCUCCAUUGUCAUUAGAACAAUUACUUUCCAUCGGGGAAGUGUGAUUGCUCUUCUUGAUGUUGUAGUACAACAACCAGGGGCGUCCCUGAAUGAUGUCGUCGCCCAAUUCGACCAAACAGCGGGCAUGAAUGUAUUUGCUAAUCCACCAACCACAACUAUAAGUCCAUGUGUGAAUUUACCUUGUGGAAAUAACUCCAGAUGUUCGGCUGGCACAGGGGCAAACUUUGAGUGUAUUUGCGACGCAGGGUAUUUUAAGUCUGGUGGAAAUUGCCUUCCUUUUGUGUGUGCCAACUGCCAUGCUAAUGCCUCAUGUGGUGCCACAACAACACCAGUGACUUGUACAUGCAAUACUGGGUAUACUGGCAAUGGAACAUCAUGUACCAACGUCAAUGAGUGUCUAUCAUCGAACCCAUGCACAUUGGCAACAUGUAGAGACACUGAUGGUUCCUUUGCGUGCGACUGCAAUCCUGGAACACAAUUACUCAACAGUACACAUUGUGUUGGUCAAUGUACAACGGGUUAUUGUUUGAAUGGAGCAAGAUGCUUGCCUUCAUCCGUGGUUGGAAACCCAGUGUGCAUAUGCACGGAAUCUUUUACUGGUCCACGUUGUGACCAACCAGCCCUCUUCCGCACAGUAGCGAUAGUGCUUGGUGUCAUCGCUGGUAUCGUUCUUAUUAUAUUGAUUGCACUUGUUGUAUUCUUGUGCAUGAGGAGACGCAGAAGGUCGAUGUAUAUCGCUAAAGAUAUUUGAGUUUUUUUGUAAAUAUUCUAUCAAAGUUGCCUUCCCAAAGUUGCCAUGCAAGUUAAACACGCAAUCUAUGCCACAAUCUUCAUUGUUACGUCACUGAUGCAUUUCUUCAAUCAUAAACUCAAGUUCCAACCUGGCUUCAACUUAUAUUUUACUACGAUUUUAUACGAAGAACAUUUUGCAUGAUUUUAACUCUAUAGAGACAUCUAGCGCCCUUAUGAAAACUCGUUUGUACAGGUUGUCUGACGUCAUAUUACGCGUGACGUCGUACUACGCGUGACGUCAUGUGAUGCGUGACGACAACUUGCAUACGUAGUUCGAAGCAAUGCUAGAUAAUCUAUUCGCGUCGGCACUUAUAUAUCUAUAUGUUCUAAUUUUAUUAGUUUUAACAACGAGUGUACGAAGUACAAACAACUUACCUUUGCUCGUCGCCUACACAAUAUAUACCAUGCAUAUA